AUGGAGGAUUUGUCGAAAAGUAACAUGAAAUUUGGUAUUGACCUCUUAAAAACUGUGGCUUCUUCCAAAAAGAAUGAAAAUUUGUUCAUGUCACCAUUUAGUAUCCAAACAGUGAUGGCGAUGCUUCAUGUUGGUUCCAGGAAUAAUUCAAAGAAAGAAAUUGAAAAUGUUUUGCGUUUUGAGUCUGAUGAGAUUCAUGCAUCAUUUGGAAAAUAUUUAGAAAUGCUUCAUCAGAAAGACUCAACUUAUUCCUUAUCUGCCGCUAACAAAAUGUUCAUCCACAAUAAAUUCGAGUUUCUUGACAGCUACCUCGAUACUUUAAAGGCAACAUACAAAUCAACUGCUGAGAAAUGUGAUUUUGGUAGAAAUCCCGAAGGAGAGCGAGAAAAAAUAAACGCUUGGGUGGAAGGAGAAACCAAUUCUAAGAUAAAAGAUUUAAUCCCAUCUGGAGUUCUAAACGGUUUGACUGCUAUGGUUUUAGCGAAUGCUAUAUAUUUCAAAGGCGAUUGGGAGAACAAAUUCGAGGUUAGCGACACAGUUGAUGAUCAGUUUCACGUAGACUCUUCCCACCACGCAUUGAAUAGUGAAAUCUUGGAAUUGCCCUACGUCAAAAAAGAUUUAAGCAUGUUCUUUAUUUUACCACGAAAAGUUGAUGGAGUUUCUGCUUUGACGGAGCAGUUGACAGACGAGCAUCUGGUACAAUUGAUGAGAUCUGUGUAUCCAACAAAGGUUGAUGUCAUGAUUCCAAAAUUUUCAUUAGAAUCCGAUCUAGAUUUGAAAACCAUUUUGAUCGAUUUGGGCAUUAAAGAUACAUUUGAUAUGAAUAAGGCAGAUCUUUCAGGCAUCAAUGGGAACAAGGAUUUGUAUGUCUCCGAUGCAUUCCAUAAAGCCUUCGUCGAAGUGAACGAGGAGGGAACAGAGGCUGCAGCUGCUACAGCAGCAGUCAUUAUGACUAGGUCCAUACAAAUUCCAAGGGUUUUCAAAGCAGAUCACCCCUUUAUUUUCUUUAUUCACGAUAAUCGAACCAAUAUGGUUCUCUUUUGGGGACAAUUUUCUAAGCCGAAGGGUGAGAUUAAACCAACACGACAAGAACUGUAAAAUGUUGCUGAAUCAACAACAAUGAUAAUGCAGACAGAAGCUGUGUCAUAUAUUAUAUUUUGAAUAAUUCUACAAUAUUUAUAUAAUGUUCCGAAAAAAAAAUUGAGAAAAAGAGAACGUUUGACUCAUUUACUUUUAUUCAUUACAGCUUUUGUAACGGACUACAAUUAACGUAGCCUAUGAUCGCCAGCCAGAGUUUCAGCAUAGUUUCAGUUACAAGACAAUUAUUUUAUUAUAUCCUCUAAUUAUAUAAUACGUGUUAUACUGUUAUCCACUUUGUAACGAAGAAUGAUGCAUAUACCCACCAAGUGCACCAGAAGUUAUAUUUUUUUCAAUUUGAAUGAAUUGUCAAUAAAACCAAUGUAAUUGUUUUCAAUUAUGGAGUCUAAAAACUUUGAUAAUUGGGAGUAUGCAUGAAUAUACUUGAAAUAUUUUGGAAUAUCCAAUUAAAAAUGAAUUUAGAAAUAUUAUGAAAAUUUACCAAAUGGAGUUCAUAAAACAUUACUCUCUU
This is a messenger RNA of Lottia gigantea (owl limpet), 1609 nucleotides long. RefSeq lists its product as hypothetical. NCBI's taxonomy places the organism in Eukaryota, Metazoa, Mollusca, Gastropoda, Lottiidae. Gene Ontology annotation, molecular function: serine-type endopeptidase inhibitor activity. The record is from RefSeq and is a predicted model, not a curated record. The coding region runs from base 1 to 1098 and encodes 365 amino acids. The transcript has 2 exons.